Molecule: messenger RNA, 2598 nt
Organism: Stylonychia lemnae
Lineage: Eukaryota; Ciliophora; Spirotrichea; Sporadotrichida; Oxytrichidae
Source: the annotation of a GenBank genome assembly
AUGUCUAUACACGUACUUUUAUGGUUUAAAGUCAAUGCUUAAAAUAUGUAUUCAAUACUUUUCAAUAACAACAAUCUUCAAAUUUUUGAACCAAAAUUCAACAACUCUAUUAAUGGAUUACUCAAAAAAGCUCAAUAGAAGGAGAACAAUAGAAAUGAAGCAGUUACCUUCAGUCGAUACCGAAAAGUUUUAAAGAAGAAUGACUAUACAAAGGAUUCAUAAUUUCUUUUCAAGCUUGAUCUACCCCAUUUGAAAGAUCAAUGUUUUAUUAUCAAGUAAGAGACUAUCAAGGAUUUGAAGCAAGGUGAUUUAAUAACAAUAUUCUUGUUCAUUGACUUCACUGAUAUUAAAACCCAACUUAAAUAGAAUAUUGCCAGAGAUUUCCGAAAUCUAUAUUAUACAUCUGUAGCUCAUGACAUAAAAACACCAGUUAAUGGAAUAAUGGGGACAAAUCAAAUGCUUAUAAAAUCGUUUUCUUUGGAUCAUAACAUGAAAAAACUAUUGACUACUUAGAGUCAUUGUUGCAAAUCCUUAAUGUACUAUAGCAAUUCUAUUCAGGAUCUUGCAAGCCUUGAAAAUGGAACUUUUUAGCUAGAAAAGGAUUUCUUCUAAAUGCGUAGAAGUCUAAAUGAUGUUCUUUUUAUGCUUCAAGAAUAGCUUGGUAAUAGAAAUAUUAAAAUAAAGUUUUCUUGUCAUAACAACGUCCCAGAUCUUAUAUAUUCUGAUGUUAGAAGAAUCAAAUAAGUUCUUUAUCAAUUAGUUCAAAAUGCUAUUAAGUAUACUUAAAAAGGUACAAUAAAAGUUAAAGUUAAAGUUACUGAAAAUCUUCCUAUCGAAGGUCUGUAAAGGCCAUCAUUAAUAAGGUAAUAGUCAGUAAUUCAUGAGGUAGACGAAGAAGAAAAAGAUGAUUUUUCUCCUAAUUCAAGAAGAGCAUAAGGCAAAGAUAAUAAAAAAAGAAGAUCUCUAAGUUUAACGCAAAUUAAAUAAGACCCAAUGAACAAGUAGAAAGCUAUUAAUAAAUCUAAAAGAUUAAGUGCAGCUCAUAAAGCCAAUAAUAUUUAGAGAAAUAAUAUUAAUUCUCGACCUAGCGAUCAUGGAGAUGGGGGAACUGGGGGAAUAGAUGUCCCUAUCAAAUUAAAAUUAGAGUAAACAAAUAAUUCUCCAGAGAGAACGGAGUAGAGUGAUGGCACAUUUAAUGAGGACUCAAGCGAAAAUGAAGGUGUUGAAAUGAAGACUAGAUUGGCAAAUCAAGGAUCGAUUAACAAUAAUCAUUGCAGAUUUCUUAGAUUUGAUGUUAAAGAUUCCGGUAUUGGGAUUAAAAGAAAAGAUUUAAAAAAGCUCUUUGAAAUGUUUCAAAAAACUGGAGAAAAUAUUCAUCUCAGUGAUCACACAGGAGUAGGCAUCGGGCUUACACUUUGCAAAAAACUAUGUGAGUAACUAGGGGGGAUGAUUUACUUAAAAUCUAAGGUGAAUAAGGGUUCGAAGUUUUCUUGCUUCUUUAACAUAAGUAAACCUGCUGACUCAAAUGAUAAUUAUGAGUAAACAAGCCCUAGUAGUGAUAAUAGAAGUUAAAGUAGCAAAAGAUCGAAUUCUAAAUCUAGAUCGAGUCGAAAUAUGAAUUCAGAGAUACCUAAAUCAAAUAAAUAAAGAAAGAGUAAAAAACAGGUUAAAAACCCUAAUCUUUUAAGUCCUGAGAAAAGCAGCAGUAGCAGUGAAAGUGAAAGCAAGAGUAAAAGUGGAAGUAGAAGUAAAAGUAGAAGUAGCCGAGGUGGGAUGAUCAAAGUACAAAGUAAAAUUGAAUUGUCCCUUCGAGAGAGUAGUAGUAACAUAAUUAUGAACGACAAAAAUGCCUACUAAUAGCUAAAUUUCCACCUUGAUAAUAGUCUCGCAAAUAAGAGUAUCAAUAAUAGUAUAUUUAACAAGAGUUAACAUGGUGGAAACAUCCAAGUAUCCUAGAACCUUAAUAAUACUAGACUUGAUUCUCAAGAUGAGGACCCAAUACCUGAAGAGGAUGUAAACAUAGAACUAGAAAGGAAUUAACGAUAGCAUCACAAAUCUAUACUGAUUGGUUAAAGCAAGAUUGUUAAUUAUCAAAACUUACAUAAUCCUAAAACAGAUUUGAUAUAGUAUAUUGAAAGUCCUGUGAAAUUAAAUCCGCCCAAGAUAAAAUGUCAGAAAUGCACAGGAUAAAUAUUGAUUAUUGAUGACAAUUAGUUUAAUCUAGAAAUUGGAAAAUUAGUUUUUGAGUAGAAUUUUGGUAUAAAUUGUGACUUAGCUACAGAUGGGCAGGAAGGCUUUAAUAGAAUUAUAAGUAAAUCUAAUUGUAGAAAGUGCUAAGCCUAUAAAAUUAUUCUAGUUGACAUUAAUAUGCCUGUUCUUAAUGGAAUAGAACUCAUGAAAAAAUUACAGGUAGCUAAUAACCAAAACUUAAUUCAGAUGCAUCUCAGCUUUUACAUAGCCCACACAGCUUUGCCUGAAUCCUUUUUAGGAGAUAUCAAUACAUUUGGAUUCAAUAUGUAUAUGAGUAAGCCAACUCAAGCAAAAAGACUUGAAAAACUAAUAAAGCGUCUUAAUAUAGAUUGCAAAGUCAAUCAGUGA